AUGUCGGACGAAAACACGCCAAAGCCGGAGAACAAGAGCGACACGCACAUCAACCUGAAGGUGUCGGACGGCACGUCCGAGGUGUUUUUCAAGAUCAAGCGGUCGACGCCGCUGAAGAGACUGAUGGACGCCUUCUGCAAGAGACAGGGCAAGGACUCCAGCAGUCUGCGGUUUCUGUUUGACGGGCACCGUGUGAACCCGGAGGACACGCCGGAGGACCUGGACAUGGAGGAGAGCGACGUGAUCGAGGCGCACCGCGAGCAGGUUGGGGGGUGUAUAGGGUUCCGCGGUGCUGGCAGGGCCGCCAGCUGCCCGUGUGUAUAA
Ogataea angusta is the source of this 324-nucleotide messenger RNA. RefSeq lists its product as uncharacterized. Gene Ontology annotation, biological process: protein sumoylation. Lineage: Eukaryota; Fungi; Ascomycota; Pichiomycetes; Pichiales; Pichiaceae. The coding region runs from base 1 to 324 and encodes 107 amino acids. The transcript has a single exon. Gene Ontology annotation, cellular component: septin ring; nucleus. The record is from RefSeq and is a predicted model, not a curated record. Gene Ontology annotation, molecular function: ubiquitin-like protein ligase binding; protein tag activity.